Molecule: messenger RNA, 702 nt
Organism: Dictyostelium discoideum AX4
Lineage: Eukaryota; Evosea; Eumycetozoa; Dictyosteliales; Dictyosteliaceae
Gene: vatE
Product: vacuolar H+-ATPase E subunit
Exons: 2
Coding region: 1-702 (233 amino acids)
Biological process (GO): proton transmembrane transport
Cellular component (GO): proton-transporting two-sector ATPase complex, catalytic domain
Molecular function (GO): proton-transporting ATPase activity, rotational mechanism
Source: RefSeq, a predicted model, not a curated record
AUGGAUGACACUCAAGUAAACGCUCAACUUGACCAAAUGAAAAAUUUCAUUUUACAAGAAGCACAAGAUAAAGCCAAUGAAAUUAAAACAAAAGCCACUCAAGAAUUCACUUCAGAAAAAGGUAGAAUUUUCCAAAACGAAAAAAUUAAAAUCAUUAAAGAAUAUGAAAAGAAACAAAAAUUAAUUGAAGUACAAAAGAAAAUCAAUCUUUCAAAUGAAUUAAAUAAAUCACGUUUAUCAGUAUUAAAAGUUAGAGAAGAAUGUCUUCGUGAUGUUAUCAAGGAGGCACAAAAGAAACUCGCCACCAUCUCUGAUGACAAAGAUAAAUAUCAAACCAUCUUAAAGAAUUUAAUCUACCAAGGUUUUGUUAAAUUAAAUGAAAACAAGAUUCAAGUUGUUGGUCGUAAAGAAGAUGCUGGUCUCCUUGAAAAAGCCACCACUGAAGCUGCUGCUCAAUACAAAAAGAACGUCGGUAAAUCAAUCGAUGUUUCAGUUGAUAAAGAAAGAUUCUUACCACAAGGUCCAAAAUCUGACUACAACGGUCCAACUUGUUGCGGUGGUGUUAUCUUAUCUGCUCUUGAAGGUAGAAUCAUUUGCAAAAACACUUUAGAUUCUCGUCUUGAAAUUUGCUUUGAUCAACUUACCCCAGUCAUUCGUACUCAAUUAUAUGGUGCCAGUACUAGUCGUAAAUUCUUUGAUUAA